AAAAAAAAAAUCCCUGCGUUCGAAAAAUAAAUUUAUCCCUCUCUCUCGUUCCACGCCAUCGAAGACAGAAGGCGCAGACCCAAGGCACGCAGGCGGGCGGCUGCGAAUUCCUGUAGAUUGAAGGAGGAGGCUUUCUCGCCGGAGAUUCGUGUCGUCCGGCGGCUUCUGUGACGGGAGGUUCGUCUUUCUUGGCGGUUGCGUCGAGUCGGGAUUCUUUCCGGGCGGGAGAGGCAGAGAUGGAGAAACCGGUGGCUGCGGCGGCGGCGGCUUCUUCCUCGAGCGCGGCGUCGUCCGGGUACGAGGCGUGGGAGGAGGUGGCCGUGUCGACCGACCGGGGGCGGAGGGAGGUCCACUUCUUCCUGAGGCGGAGGGACGGGGCCAAAGAUCUGGCCGUGGUGGGGCGGGAGCGGACCCUGCGGUACAUGUCCUACCACUGCGCGCUGCGGAGCCGGUCGGCGAUUGGGCUCGGCGAUUACGCGCUGGUCUCGAGCCUCAAGUCCCGGAGGGAGGUCGUCGACUGGCUGAAUUCCGUCAUUCAAGGUCGGUCAUCUGAACAGCAGCAUCAUGCAGACAGUGGCUUUUUGGCUAGGGAAGGUGCACAGAAGCUGGAUGUUGGUUUCCCUAGGGAUUCUCAAACUGCGAAACUGGGUCAUUCUUCCAAGGAGAUCCAGUGGGUAGGCCAACCAUGGAUAUGCAAAAAAAAGCGGAACCACUUCCCUUCUUUUCUCCGUAGAGGUGUCAAAGUCUCUGUUCAUGACUUUGUAUACGUUCUUGCUGAAGAGGAUAAGCGACUGGUUGCUUACUUAAAUGAUAUGUUCGAGGAUUCCAAGGGCAACAAGAUGGUUGUAGUACAAUGGUUUCACAAAAUUGAUGAGGUUGGGAUUGAUUUGCCUCGCGAUUUUAGUGACCGAGAGAUUUUUUUUUCUCUUUGUCAUCAAGAUCUCAGCAUUGAAUGUAUAGAUGGGUUGGCUACUGUCCUCAGUCCCCAGCAUUUCGAGAAAUACAUGAAUGAGGCAAGCAAAUCUUCAUUGGAAAUAUUUGUUUGCCACAACCUCUUCGAAGAAGAUGAUGUUAAGCCUUUUGACAUUACUCAAGUUGAAGGUUACUGGAAUCAGGAUGUCCUGAAACGUAUGAAUCCUUUUCCUCUACCGAAACCUCCUCUAAGAUGUCGGUCAAGUGAACUUCCACGAGAUGUGAAAUGCAAUGUUGAUGAAGAUGGUGGGAUCAGACCUAGAAAGAAGCAACGCUAUGUGAAUGAAAGUGAUGCUGUUGAGAUGCAUGGCUUGAAAGAAGGCUCUGAGCAUGAAAUCGUGAAGAAAAGCCCUCCACAUCAUUUGAUUGUAGGUUCUGAAGUCGAGGUGCUAUCUCAAGACAGUGGCUUGAGGGGGUGUUGGUUCAGAGCUUCAAUCAUUAAGGCAUCCAAAGCCAAGGUUAAGGUUCGUUAUCAGGACAUUCUGGAUGCAGAUGAUGAAACAAAGAAGCUUGAGGAGUGGAUUCCAGCAUGUAGAGUGGCUGCUCCUGAUGAAAUUGGUCUCAGAAUUCUUGGAAGGUCAAUGAUUCGGCCAUCCCAACAGUCUAGAGAAUGUGAAGUUCCAAAGGAGGUUGACGUUGGGACUGUUGUGGAUGCUUGGUGGAAUGAAGGGUGGUGGGAGGGCAUUGUGGUCCGUAGAGAAUCUGAAGGCAGACUUGGUGUCUAUUUCCCAGGAGAAAAACGGGAAUUAGUCUUUCCACUCGGGGACUUGAGACAUUCCCGAGAAUGGUCAGAAAAUAGAUGGAUUCAUAUACAGAAAAGAGCAGAUUUCGUCAAUGCAAUAUUGCCUCACUUGCGGGUGGAUCAACAUGUGGAGGAACAUUACAGUAAUGAGGCUGCUGAAGCUGCAAUUAAGGACUGUAAGACAUUAAGAAACAAUGAGGCUGGUAUUGAGAAUCCUCUGAAUUAUCGGUCAUGCUCUCAGUAUGAUGGGGUAGAUGAGUCACGGGCUGUUCCAGAUCUUCUGAAGGAUGAUUCUCUUGCUCAUUUGAAAUGGAAGGUUUCAAGGAAGAGAAGUCGAAGUGGUGGAAGCACUUCCCUGAAGGUACAGUUUGAUAAUGACUGUAUGAGCUCGCCGAAGAUGGGAAUCUGUACCCGUGCGAGGUUUAUGAUAGAUGCCACCCUGAAAGUUGAUCACGAGAACUGCAAGUUUGCGGGUGAUUCACUUUUCAGUUCUUCAGUAGUGCCGACGCUGACAAGCUUGGUCAUGUCCAGGUGAAAGACCACUUGGACAGUGAUCUAUCACCUGGUUAUGAAAAUUUAGUUGAGGUGCAGGGAUGUUGUGAGGGUGAUAUUAAGUCGCCAUUGUUGUGGAAAGUACGAGGGAGGAGAAGUCACCGAAGAUGGCGCAAUAACAGAGCAGCUGGUAAUGAAAAUUUAGUUGAGGUGCAGGGACGUCGUGAGGGUGAUAUCAUGUUGCCAUUGGAGUGGAAAGGACGAGGGAGGAGAAGUCAACGAAGACGGCGCAAUAACUGAGCAGGUAAAGGAUGGUGAUACCACCAGCAGCCUCUCACUAGGUUUGUGAUUACUGAAGUUUUGCUUCGGACAAAGUCGAUGAAAAGUGAUUUAAUCUCUUGGGACUUUGGUCUCGUUUGCUGCUCUGGGUUUGAAUUCCAUGCCACAAUCUCGUGGGUCACUAAGUAGGUCUAGAUUUUUAAUCCUUGUUCCGUGCUGUGCAUCAUUUCGAUGCAGCUCCACUGUCCUUGACUUAGGUUGUUAAUAGGAAAAGUAACCGCAUCCAAGUCCUUUUUGGUCACAUUUUAUAUUUUACAUGUAACCACAGCCUGAGGGUGCCAUAGCCCAGGCAACAAUUUUGGGUGCAGUAGGGGUAACCGUUAGGACUGACUUUUUGAGUCUCUGUUGAGGAUGUUGUGCAGGGGAGUUUAUCCUUUUUCUUGCAAUCUUGUACAUGACCUUUCUGUUAAUAAGAUUUGAUGUUGGGGUGAUCGAACUAAA
Molecule: messenger RNA, 2986 nt
Organism: Eucalyptus grandis
Lineage: Eukaryota; Viridiplantae; Streptophyta; Magnoliopsida; Myrtales; Myrtaceae
Exons: 6
Coding region: 237-2249 (670 amino acids)
Molecular function (GO): chromatin binding
Source: RefSeq, a predicted model, not a curated record